Maniola jurtina (meadow brown) is the source of this 520-nucleotide messenger RNA. RefSeq lists its product as uncharacterized. The transcript is spliced from 4 exons. NCBI's taxonomy places the organism in Eukaryota, Metazoa, Arthropoda, Insecta, Lepidoptera, Nymphalidae. The record is from RefSeq and is a predicted model, not a curated record. Bases 26 to 520 code for a protein of 164 amino acids.
AUCAACUGAAACAGAUUUGAAAACAAUGCAUGAAGUAUUUAUCGUUGUGUUUUGUGUAUUUGCUGUGGUCGUUGAAGGAUGGGCCCACACGACCACUGUCAAUAGAUGUAUUCACAGUGGGGGACAACCCCCUCUGAACGCGUUUGUACAUGGGUGUACCAAUCCUCCCUGCCUGUUACCACAACUAGAUGAUCUGAUCGUUGACGUUACUUUCGCUACACCCCGCAAUAUCAGCGAAAUGACGACUCUAUUGACUGCUUCCUUCAAUAUUGGCGGCAUGCAGCUCAACGUACCUGUAGACCUGGGGCAGAACGCCAGAACCUGCAACUUCUUGACCUUACCUCCCACCUGCCCGAUCCAGAGUGGAGAGAACGCCCAGUAUCGCUUUAAGUGGCGUAUUGAACCAUUUAUCGCUGUGGGUACACAAGCGAAUGUGGAGCUCAGUGUAGUGGACAACGACAGGAACAACGAAGUGAUCUGGUGCAUCAGACUACCCAUCCGGAUCCUGCCGCCAGAGUAA